CAACGCUGCCCAACUCCCCUGCCUCCCCCGGGCGGAACCGACCUGGGCUAGCGACGCCGGUGGAACCUAAGAACGCUUCUGUCCGGGCCUGACCGAGCACUUCCGUAAACGGGCCGGAAGUUGGCGUUGUCCGGGAGACACGGGCCUAGGCGGAAGGGUUGGUAGCUAGCUUUGGGCGGAGAAAGGGUCGAGUUGAAGGCCGAUUAUUAGUCCUUUGCCCCUUCCUCGGGAGUAGGAGCCGCGGCGGGGGGCUCCCGAAAUACGACGCAAGUCGGAAUGGCGGUGCAGGCAGCGCACCUGGAGGCCGACGCCUUCUUGGUCUGCUUGAACCACGCGCUGAGUACUGAGAAAGAGGAGGUCAUGGGCCUUUGCAUUGGAGAGGUUGACACUAGCCGAAUUGUUCACAUUCACUCUGUGAUCAUCCUACGCCGGUCAGAUAAGAGAAAAGAUCGUGUGGAGAUUUCGCCAGAGCAGCUUUCGGCUGCUUCAACAGAAGCAGAGAGAUUGGCUGAGUUAACAGGACGGCCCAUGAGAGUCGUGGGCUGGUAUCAUUCUCAUCCCCACAUAACAGUCUGGCCAUCGCAUGUAGAUGUCCGCACACAAGCGAUGUAUCAGAUGAUGGACCAAGGCUUUGUGGGGCUUAUCUUCUCCUGUUUCAUUGAAGACAAAAACACAAAGACAGGCCGGAUUCUGUACACCUGUUUCCAGUCCAUUCAAGCCCAAAAGAGCUCAGAGUAUGAAAGGAUUGAAAUUCCUAUUCAUGUCAUCCCUCACCACACCAUUGGGAAAGUGUGUCUCGAGUCAGCUGUGGAGCUGCCCAAGAUCCUGUGUCAAGAGGAACAAGAUGCUUACAGGAAAAUCCAUAGCCUUACGCAUCUGGAUUCGAUCACCAAGAUCCACAACGGCUCAGUGUUCACUAAGAAUCUCUGCAGCCAGAUGUCUGCCAUCAGUGGUCCUCUGCUGCAGUGGCUGGAGGACCGCUUGGAGCAAAACCAACAGAGGAUGCAGGAAUUGCAGCGGGAGAAAGAGGAGCUCCUAGAAGAACUGGCUGCCUUGGAGUGACAAGAACAAAGGCCUCAUGGCCUAGGAAACGAAGCAGCAGCUGUGUGUGCCUGAGCUUGGCAUGGCUUGCUGCUUCUCCAAUCUCUCCCAUCUUGCAGGAAAUGCUGGCACAAAAUGAGAAGGACCCUGGGCACCAGCAUAAUGGUGUUUUAGGGGUAAGGUGGGGUUGGGUUGUCUGCUGAGUGUGGCAGCAAACAUUGGACAAUAAUGUUGUUUCACAGAUCAUUGACCUUUUUCACACAACGGCCCUCUGAGCUAAGUGUGUUUGGGAACGGAACGGGGGCUUAUAUAGGCUUGCCCCUGCCUUGACGCACAACUGGUAGCAGCUAACUAACCCGUACUUGUCUGUGUAUUAGCCACAUUGGUAAGAUUAUAGAGACCUGUGUUUUUAUGCUUUGCUCCAGUUGAAAAAAAUAUUAUCCAUGUCUCUAUUAAGCUUCUAAAAACUCCAAUGGGAGUUUUUAUCAUUCAACCAAUGAUGCUCACCCAGCGAGAGUUGUGCCUGUUAUCUGUCUUUCAGGCGAAAUAAAGUUGAAGAGAAGAUUUUAGAACUGUACUGACGGCAGCACCUUUUGAAUGCUUCUCCCUCCUAGUGCACUCUUCCCCUCCAUGCUGUCAUCUUAACAGAGUAUCCCUGAUCUUUAGAAUUACAAAAUGAUGCCGCUUAGAGAUUGGAGCACACCUGAAAAAGAAAGGAAUGGUGCAAACAGUGUACAGUAUUGUCACGUUCUCUCUCUUCAUAAUGAAGUUUUGUUCAGAACCAUUUGAAAAAUCUCUGCUGGAUGAGAUCAUCUUAGAAGGCUUUUUCUUCUAAGGUGUCCUAUAGCUGUAUGUCUCAUGGAGCACAGCUGAGCUAAGUUGGAUUCUUAAAAAGGAAGAGCUGUUCUCUUUGGAGAGAAAAAGAGGGGAAUCUGCAUAUGGCAAAAUGUGCUUGUCCCUGUUUGUGUUUAAUGCCUAAAGUAGGGAUGGGGAACCCAGAUGAUGUUGGACUCCAUCUCCCAUCAGCCCCAGCCCAGCUUGACCAGUGCUCAAAGAUGAGAGGAGUUGUAAUCCAGCAACAUUUGUACAAAUAAUAGUUUUUCUCCCUCCAGAGACCUGGAAGUGACAUUGCAGUGGUAUACAGUUGUGUUUGGAGUUUUUCUCUGGCAUUCAGUUACAUAAACUUUGCAAGUUCUCACUUUUAAAAGCCAGUACUAAAAUAGAUCUGAUCGUUUUGGUGUGAGUAUCAUGGGCACCUAGUGAAUGGUGACUCUGAGUAACACAGUGGCUCCGUUCUGCUGUGGAGGAAGUAGAGCUCUCCAUGAGGUCUGCUAUGUCCACUACACACAGCAUAACUGAGAAAUCUGCGUACAUUGACCACGCUCAUCUUAGUUGUGGAGACACUUCUGCAGAAGAAGCAGCUGAGUUGCUGCAGGGCAUGGUGAUGAGCCUAACCUUUUUCUCUUGGGCUGACUCUGCUGUACAUCUCCCCCACCCUUUGAGAGGCUGGUAAGGAGUGUAUGGGAUAGUAACAUCUCUGUUCCUGACUGCUGAAGGGUACUUAACUCUGCUCUAGAAAUUUCACUAGCUGUUCUCCACACAUUUUUUAAUCUCCUUGCAUCCAUAAGGACUAAAAACUUGCUUUGAAAAAUAAAAUAAAAAUAAAACCCCCAACUCUCAACAUGCUAAAUCCUAUAUCUUUCAUGAAAUGUUUUGCUUGCAUUAUUUACUCGGGAAUCACAGGAUUUAAACAGUCACAGAUAUAGUUAUAUUCCAUCAUUUGUUUCACCACUUGCCUUCAUCUGAAGAUUGGGAGGUGGCAUUCCUUCAUUCUGCAGUCACCUCCUUCCCUCUGGUCCUCGACUUGCUUGUGGUGCUGCUGAGCAUGAACCUUUAAAGUUCUUCAGGAUCAGAUGAAAGUGAUCAUUUUCACUUUUUCCUGUAGCCACCUGCUUCUUGAAGAUAAGAGCCAUGGGGCUGAAGAGCUGAUAGAAAAUGUCUUGAAAGGUCAGCUGUGGCUGCAGUUUCUCACAGCAGCAUCUCUGACAAAGUAGCUAGUACUCUCUUAAUCCCACUUGUGAUCAUGUGGAAACUGCAACCAGGCCUGGCUAGGGCUACUUCUUGCCCCCUCCCUUUUUUUCUAUUCCAGCUUAUGUAUGCAUGUUGAAACUGAGCACAUUUAUGCCUGACACAGCAAUUAGUCUUCCAGGGGGUUAUGAUUGUGUGUCGGUCUCUUCUCAUCUCCAGAACUGAUGCAGGUCCCCCCCCGCUUCACUGUCAAGAAAGUGGUUCAGCAAUGAGUGAUAGGAGAAAUGGAAGUGGCAAAGUGGCUGAUGAUUGGUCUUCAUGGGUCAAGAACUUGAGAACUGAGAUGGUGAUGUCACUGUUUAAAAUGGCAGAUUAGCCUGGGAGCCCACUCUAGUGGUGAGAUACUAAUGACUUUUAGUAUCUUUUAGUAGACUUUUAGUGAGCAAAAAUGACUUUUUAAAAGUAUUAAGGUCUGUUCAUAGUGGGAUCAGGUGUGACAUGCAACAAACACCACAGAUCCAAGGAACAAGAUUAAAAGCAUGUUUUGGUGUAUAGGAGUCCUAGAGGGUUAAUGAACUAAUUGAUGUUAAGAGUCUGGCAAUGGCCCAGAAAGUGGUGUGAAUACAGAGGAGUAGGAACCUCUUACUGAUAUUCUGAAUUAAUUUAGGCAGGAUUUAUCUGAGGAAUAAAUUACUGCAAUUAAGCAUUUAAAAGAAGGAAAAAAGGCUUUCAAAACAUAAGAUAUUUCAAAGGCAGUUGACCUACACAUUUGAAUUUGUUUCCCUGGGUUCCUUUGGAAGGGUGGGAUGCAAAUUUUAAUAAUUAUAAUAAUAUGAGAUACAUGGAUGGCAUUAAAGUCCUGCAAAACAUCACACCGGAUCUGCAUUUUCACCUGCUAGAUUGGGAAGACCACUGCAAAUGUAAUUUGAAGAUUUGUGCAAUCCUAGAAUCUUUUGAAGGUACCAAUUCAGCAUGGUUCUUUGUGAAAUAGCUGAAUACCCUAUUUUCAGAUUUGCUGAAUAGCCUAUUCCUAGAUUUGCCUAUUGAGCUACAUGACGUGGAGAGAUUGCAUAGGUCACUCUACCCAAAGCCACCUCAGGAACCUAAACCUCAGGACAUUAUUGGAAACUUUGCAAGAGAUCUAGUAGAGGAGCUGACAUUGCACAAAGCAAGGGAAAUGGCUGAAGUUGAAUGUGGGGGAGAGGAAAAACAAUCCUGAUCCUGACGGUAAUGAAAAAGAUGACUGCAGCUGGAAGUGACAGGAGAAUUUUGCCCCCCAGCCAGAAUGAUGAGGUUUUCUCAGCAGAUGGUUCAAAAUGUGACCUGGUGCUGCUCCAUUUGCUCUGUGCUACUCCCAAAUCUGAUCUCUUGGCUCUUGCUGUCAGAUGCAUAUAAAAAGUAGAUCAUGGCAUACAAAUUUGACAUAUGCCACUCUCAACAGCGUAAGAAGAGACAUAAAUUCAUGCAUGCACAGACAAUGGGUUGCUUCCAUUGUUAGUUCUACUUGGCCAGCCUUUCCCAACCUUUGGGUUCCCAGAUGUUGCUUGACUACAGUUAGAAUCAUAGAAUAGUAGAGUUGGAAGAGGCCCAUAAGGCUAUUGAGUUCCUAUAAUCCCUGACCAUUGGCCAUUCUGGCAGGGGCUGAUGGGAGUUGUAGUCCAGCAACAUCCAAAGACCCAAAGGUUAGGAAAAGCUGGAACAGAUCCACUGAAAUUGAAGGGCAUGACUAACUUAGGUCCAUAGGAUUGUAUUUUGUCAGGCUGCAGUCUUAUGCAUGAAAGCAGGCCUCAAAGGGGAGAGUGGCUCUUAGCUCUCGGAAAACAGCCAUAGGAUUGCGCUGUGAAAGUUUGAAGGAUUUUUUUUUUAAAAAAAGCAAUAAAUAAAAAGAAAGUCCUGUGCGUUUCCCACUAGUUAUCGUUCCUAUACCAAAUUAUGUGCCCAGAAAAUCUGGAUUCUG
Messenger RNA from Rhineura floridana, 5026 nucleotides. RefSeq names its product BRCA1/BRCA2-containing complex subunit 3 (gene BRCC3). The transcript has 8 exons. The record is from RefSeq and is a predicted model, not a curated record. Gene Ontology annotation, molecular function: cysteine-type deubiquitinase activity; polyubiquitin modification-dependent protein binding; metallopeptidase activity. Lineage: Eukaryota; Metazoa; Chordata; Lepidosauria; Squamata; Rhineuridae. The coding region runs from base 277 to 1062 and encodes 261 amino acids. Gene Ontology annotation, biological process: double-strand break repair. Gene Ontology annotation, cellular component: BRISC complex; BRCA1-A complex.